AUGAAAGCCCUCAUCCCCAUAGCCUCCGCCAUCCUCGGCACCACCGCCGUGGGAGUCUACCUCUUCCGCCAGAACCUCAAGUCCCGAAUCACAACGAACGCGCAACACGGGCAUCUUCCGCGCUCAGUAUCCACCAACAUCACCACAGCCCCCGAGGAAGUCUUCACGGAGCAGACGGUGGCGGUCUACGACUCGGCUUCGAUAUCUGUGCCACGCCGACAACUCCCCGCUCUGCCGAUGGAGGAACUGCUCACCCGCUUCCUGCGGCGGAAUAUGAGCCGCUUUGCCAGUCUCCCGCAAGCAUAUAUCCUCCGAACGAUGAGCACCGCGUCCGAGAAGCCCAGUUUCGUCCCUGCGAAUAUCCAGCGCCUGGAUUUCAAGGAGGGGGAUGUUGUCUGCGGCGCCUACCGGGUCCUUCUGCGGGCACCGGGGAAGGUAGAGUUUGAGAUUAAGGCGAUGGGGGCUGUGCAGGCUCGCUUGGCGAUUACGCUUGCGGAGAAAGACGAUCAGAUGGUCUUUAUGAACGAGACGUUGAUGUGGAAGCCGAAGGGGGAAAAGGUGGUGAUGCCGUUGGAGACUGGGGUGGGCAAGUGGUUGCAUGAGGUGACGGCCUGGUGGAUGGUCGAUUCGGGGGUCAAGUAUCUGAUGGAUUUGAAGAAUUGA
Messenger RNA from Aspergillus thermomutatus, 663 nucleotides. RefSeq lists its product as uncharacterized. NCBI's taxonomy places the organism in Eukaryota, Fungi, Ascomycota, Eurotiomycetes, Eurotiales, Aspergillaceae. The record is from RefSeq and is a predicted model, not a curated record. The transcript has a single exon. The coding region runs from base 1 to 663 and encodes 220 amino acids.